Messenger RNA from Tachysurus vachellii, 4989 nucleotides. RefSeq names its product transient receptor potential cation channel, subfamily C, member 5a (gene trpc5a). The record is from RefSeq and is a predicted model, not a curated record. The coding region runs from base 632 to 3688 and encodes 1018 amino acids. Lineage: Eukaryota; Metazoa; Chordata; Actinopteri; Siluriformes; Bagridae. Gene Ontology annotation, molecular function: store-operated calcium channel activity; inositol 1,4,5 trisphosphate binding; protein binding. Gene Ontology annotation, biological process: regulation of cytosolic calcium ion concentration; calcium ion transmembrane transport; manganese ion transport. Gene Ontology annotation, cellular component: cation channel complex; membrane. The transcript is spliced from 11 exons.
UCAAGCUGAGGAGAGAAAAAGCCAGAAAUGAGUGAACAACCAGAAGGAACAGCAUAAGAGAAGGAAUAAGAAACAGGGAGACAGAGAGAGAAAGAAGGAGAAUGAUGUAGAGCAAUGGAGAACACACUCCUUCUGGCAACCAUGACAACCGAGGCAAGUGCACACCAAACACGGUGGCUAUGAUACGGGAGAACAUGGAACGAAAGAAAAUGGCAAGAGCAGCUCAUAAUGGCCACCAAUAUGAAGGAUACUUCUUCUUUUAACCCAAAUCAUUUAUGGUGGAUUUUUUUCAUCCUUCUGCUUUUUUGACUGUUUUUUCCUUAUUCAGUCUGUAAUGGUGAAGAGGUGUGAGGGUGAAUGGAAUGCUUUCUGUUGCUGGCCAUCACAGAGUGCUUCCCUCAUUUUCAUGGAGAAAUAUAUUUUAAGUAAAAGUACUUCUAUCUUGGUGGAGUUUUUUUUUUUUUGGAUUUCCUGAGAUGGGCUUAGCCUCACUCACAUCACAUGUUUCUCUUUUGGAACAAAAAAGCCAAACUGGAAAUCACAACUCAUCCUUUUCAAAACUGCACCGAAAAUCAGAAGACGUGAACCAUGUAAAGAUAAUGUCUUUGGAUUUCUGAGAUCUAAAAUUCUCAUGAACCUCAUGGCACAGCUGUACUACAAGAAGGCGAGUUAUUCGCCGUACCGUGACAGGAUACCACUGCAAAUUGUGCGGGCAGAGGCCGAGCUCUCAGCAGAGGAGCGGGCCUACCUAAGCGCAGUGGAGAAGGGGGACUAUGCAGGUGUUAAGAUGGCCCUUGAACAGGCUGAGAUCUAUUAUAAUAUUAAUGUUAACUGCCUGGACCCACUAGGACGCAGUGCUCUUCUAAUUGCCAUUGAGAAUGAGAAUCUGGAGGUAAUGGAGCUGCUGCUGAGUCAUGGUGUGCAUGUGGGAGAUGCUCUGCUCUAUGCCAUCCGCAAGGAGGUGGUGGGUGCAGUAGAGCUGCUGCUAUCCUAUAGGAAACCCAGUGGUGAAAAACAGGUACCUGCACUAAUGAUGGACACCCAGUUCUCAGAAUUCACACCUGAUAUCACUCCUAUCAUGUUGGCUGCACACACCAACAAUUACGAGAUCAUUAAACUGCUUGUGCAGCGCAAGGUUACUGUGCCACGGCCACACCAGAUCCGCUGUGACUGUGUUGAAUGUGUGUCAAGCUCAGAGGUUGACAGUCUUCGUCAUUCACGCUCCCGAUUAAACAUCUACAAGACAUUAGCAAGUCCUUCACUCAUUGCUUUGUCCAGCGAGGAUCCUAUUCUCACAGCAUUCCGUCUAGGCUGGGAGCUGAAGGAGCUCAGCAAGGUGGAGAAUGAAUUCCGGCAGGAGUAUGAAGAGCUCUCACAGCAAUGUAAGCUCUUUGCUAAGGACUUGCUGGACCAAGCAAGAAGUUCCCGUGAGCUAGAGACAAUCCUCAACCACCGUGAUGACCACAGUGAAGAGCUGGACCCCAGGGAAUGCAGAGACCUAGCCAAGCUCAAGUUGGCGAUUAAAUACCACCAGAAAGAGUUUGUGGCUCAGCCAAAUUGCCAGCAACUACUGGCCACACUGUGGUAUGAUGGCUUCCCUGGAUGGCGGCGACGUCACUGGGUUGUUAAGUUGAUAACAUGUUUCACCAUUGGCCUACUUUUUCCUGUCUUCUCCAUUGUCUAUCUGCUGGCACCAAAGAGCACACUGGGACUCUUCAUCAAGAAACCCUUCAUAAAAUUCAUCUGUCACACUGCCUCAUACUUGACCUUUCUCUUCCUCUUGCUCUUGGCCUCACAGCACAUUGUGCAAACUGACCUGCAUGUUCAGGGUCCACCGCCCACCAUUGUGGAAUGGAUGAUCCUACCUUGGGUUCUGGGCUUUAUUUGGGCUGAGAUUAAAGAGAUGUGGGACGGAGGCUUCACUGAAUAUGUUCACGACUGGUGGAACCUGAUGGACUUUGCAAUGAACUCUCUCUACCUAGCCACCAUAUCUCUUAAAAUGGUGGCCUACUUUAAGUACAACAGCUCCCGUCCUCGUGAAGAGUGGGAGAUGUGGCACCCAACACUGAUUGCUGAGGCGUUGUUUGCCAUUGCCAACAUCUUCAGCUCACUUCGGCUCAUCUCACUUUUCACAGCCAAUUCUCACCUGGGCCCACUGCAGAUUUCGCUGGGCCGAAUGUUGCUUGAUAUUCUUAAAUUCCUCUUCAUCUACUGCCUUGUACUCUUAGCCUUCGCUAAUGGUCUCAAUCAACUCUAUUUCUACUAUGAAACUGAAGCAGCAGACGAGCCAAACCACUGCAAAGGCAUUCGCUGUGAGAAGCAGAACAAUGCCUUCUCCACGUUAUUUGAGACACUUCAGUCUCUCUUCUGGUCAGUGUUUGGUCUGCUCAGCCUCUAUGUAACCAAUGUGAAAGCUCGGCAUGAGUUCACUGAAUUUGUUGGGGCCACUAUGUUUGGCACCUACAAUGUUAUCUCACUGGUGGUUCUGCUCAACAUGCUUAUAGCUAUGAUGAACAAUUCCUACCAGCUAAUUGCUGAUCACGCUGACAUUGAGUGGAAGUUUGCCCGCACCAAGCUGUGGAUGAGCUACUUUGAUGAAGGAGGGACACUUCCACCUCCUUUCAAUAUCAUCCCGAGUCCCAAGUCAUUGUGGUACCUGUGUGUAUGGCUGCAUAGCCAUUUCUGUGGUCAAGGACAACCUACCCCUGAUGAACAGCACAAACACGACAACCUCAAAGAGUUCACGGAACGACAUGCUGACAGCCUCAUUCAGAACCAGCAGUAUCAGGAAGUGAUCAAAAAUCUAGUGAAACGAUAUGUGGCGGCCAUGAUCCGCAGAACCAAAACGGAUGAAGGGCUGACUGAGGAAAACUUCAAGGAGCUCAAGCAGGACAUAUCAAGUUUCCGUUAUGAGGUCCUGGACCUGCUGGGCAACCGCAAACCGCCUCGCCGCACCUACUCCUCAAGCAGUGAGGCCACGCAACCUGACGGUGAACAAGACGAUGAGCAAGAUACAGAGAAGCGGAAAAGAGGAGCAAGGCCUGGAGGACAAGCACACUCAAGUUCUGUCUCAUUUGCCCAAGCAGAAAAGAGGAGACGUGAUGGCCAAUUUACUGUUUCAGCUCUUUUCCGCUCUAUGGCAGGUUUGGGGGAUGUGGAUGAUGGACCAAAAAGCAAUGGCUUCAAGAAAAACAGGUGGUCCCCUUCAUUUGUGAGGACAAGUGGUCGCUUGCGGCACUUCUCACGCUCAAAGAAAGACUCAUUGCGCCGUUUGGGAUCACUGUUUCGUCGUGUGAAUGGACAUGUUGUGGAAUCACGAUUCAAGGGUCCCCAACAGCAACAAACCUACAGCAUUUCAGAUGGCGUUUUGCAACUGCCAACAUCCUGGCAGGACUCCCAUGCACAGCCAGAGAACUGGCUGUCAAGAAGCAGCAUGCACCUGCACACACUCAGAGGAGAAUCUGGUGCAAGAGACAAGAAUCAAACUCAGUCAGUGUCCCAGCAGGCAAAUGACACAGACAACCUCCUGCUAAGACCCCCUAGCCUACACUGUGCUUCCAGCCUGACUGCCUCCAGUUCCCGCUUGCUCUCCUCCAGUGAGGAUCUGUGUCAGGGCUUGCCAGGGCCCUGUGAGAGCCUUGACUCCUCCUACUGGGAACAGGAGGAGUCAAUCACCACACAGCUCUAAACUCUCAUUGGCUGCACAAACAGUAUGCUGCAAUGAGAAAGGCAGACCUGACAUGUCUGUAUUCAUAUUAAUAUAGGCAACGGACAGCACUUGUACAUACAGUAUAUUCAAUUUGCUUUUAUUACAUCAACCUAUAAUUAGCAAAUAAGUAGUCUUUAAAUACUGUAUUGAGAAUGUUAAUGAUUCAGUUUCAGCAAUAUGGGAGUGCAUUUGAGUCAAUAACUCCUAAUGCAGUGCUUUCUUUUUUUUUUUUGUUACAAGUACACACCAAAUAUCAUUUGCAUAUAUACUCAACAGCUACAUAUAGCGAUCACAUCAUCUCUCAUGGAAUUUAUUUAAUAAUGCUUCCCUCAAUUCUAAGGUGUUGUGUAAAAAAUGCAAUCUGAUCUUGAGAAAAAACUAUAAAUUCAACAACCGUUUGGAAGCAAAUGGAAAGAGAUCAAAUUGGCUGAGACAAAACAUCUCAUUCUUGAUGAUCUUGUGCCAUAUUAGGCAUUUGCAACAUUGCCAAAAAUGCCAGUGUGCCCUUAUAUAAAUUAACCCUUACAUAAUUUUGAGCAGAAGUUUCAGAAUAAUAGAACACUAAAAGUUCAGACAGCAUGAUCUUCCCUUACAAAGAUUAUUCAUUUGUUUCUAUGCAUUAAAAUAAGGGUAGAUUAAAUACAAAGCCCCAGAGGAAGAAGCCAAACUUUUGACUCUUGAGAAACACAGAACCCUACAAACAUUUCAUGCAAAAAGCCACAUUUGGAAAUAAGCAUCUGAACAAUAAUUACUUGUGCAUGUACUUCUUGUUUAGACAAGAAGUGAGCAUGUCUACAGUGAAUGGCUCUAAAAUAGUUAAGAAGAAGCAAAUAUAAAAUGAGAAAAAUAAAUGAAUGCAUCAAGUCAGGUCAAGCAUAUUAAGAUUGUGAAAGGUAUUCAAAUGUUAUUCAUUAUCAUCUAAUUUUAAUCUAUACAACGGAAUCUAAUUUUCAAUAGCCACUAUACUCUUCGGUAAUUUUAGUAAUAAUUUGAUCUUUUAUGCCAAUAGGCAAAGUCAAAAUGUUGACUUAACUUUUAUGAAGCUUUCAGUUUUUUAAUGAAAUUAUUUUUCUACAUUUUGCAUUGAUAAAACAGGUUUCAUUAUGCUUUUGUCUCAUGACAAUGGAUUAACUUUGACUUACAGAAACUUGGCUUGCUUUCAAUUUCUAUAAUUUCCCAAUAGAUGAAUGAAAGAUAGCAUAGAAAAUAGGUCACAAAUUCAAAGCUAACAAAACUAAUUAACAAGGUAUAAUAUUUUUAUUCCAAUUAUAAUUUGCAUG